Bursaphelenchus xylophilus (pine wood nematode) is the source of this 2220-nucleotide messenger RNA. The record is from the annotation of a GenBank genome assembly. NCBI's taxonomy places the organism in Eukaryota, Metazoa, Nematoda, Chromadorea, Rhabditida, Aphelenchoididae.
AUGAAUUCAUUCUUUGUUGCAUUGUUCUUGCUUUCUCUUCCCCAAGUCCAUGGAUACAGAUACCUGUUUCAAGUCAUCAACUUUGCCUAUUCGCACAUGUCAUUUGGGGGGCGAUUGGCCGAUUUAUUAGUGGAGAAUGGGCAUGAGGUGGUAAGUGCAUUAAGCCUUUAGGGUGCAAAUUUGAUUAGCUUAUAUAAUUGAUAAGUAUCGGAAGUGUAAGCAAUAGUUUUCGAAUUCGAUGAAACGUGGCGUAAACUUAGUACAGCCUAGACAUGGCUGGGGGGCCGGGCCGGGCCGAAAAUCGCGGCCCGGCCCGGGGGCCGGAAGAGGUCGGCCCGGCCCCGGCCCCCUUCAAAUUUUCUCGGCCCGUGGCGCUUGCAAAGCGCGAGCUGAAACUUUCAGGAAUUGAUAUUUGGUCUAUUCUCGACGUGUGUGCAAAAUUUAAAGAAAAUCUGAGCGUCGCACUUGGGGUACUUCCCUUGUAGAUUCAAAAAUGGUUUGAUGAAUUUCAUUCCUAGGCUUGAACUUCUAGUGAUGUUAGAAAUUGCCAGCUUGACUGCAAAGUAGUUCAAGUCCUUUAGAAAAUUCGCUCUGUUCAUUGCUUUCCUUCCAGGACUUCGUAAUCCGCCGCUACAACACAUUUGUCUCCGGAGCCGCCGCUAAGAAGGCCAAUGUCAGCGUCCACACUCUUGCGAACGUCGAGGAGCUCAACCAACUAACGAUGCGGGUUCCAAUGUAUCACGAUGUCUUUACUCAAAGCGGUGAUGCCUUCACUUGGGAGGGUCUGAACGUUAUGGACGAAUUGAUGACAAAGGGGUGUGACGCAACAUUAGAAGACAAGGGCUACAUGAAUUUAUUGAGAUCCAAAAAAUACGACGCCGCCUUCGUCGAGCAUGUCGAUUCAUGCGGAUUGUUCGUGGCUAAUGUCCUGGGAAUUGACAAGAUUAUGUACUUCUCGGUGCAUGGUCUCGCUUUUCCGAGCAGAAAUGAUUUCAGCAUACCCUCGCCUCCAGGACUUGUGCCUGGUAAGAGUCAAUUUUGAGUACUGUAGUUUACACAGCGAGACGAACUUUAUAUUUUGUUUGCAGUCUACAACGAAGUACCUCCCUCAGGCCAUUUGAUGUCAUUCUUCGACCGGGUGGUCAACUUGUACAACUAUUUGAGAUAUCACAUUUUGAUCCCAAUGAAACUGCGGGGAUUUAGCGGCCUUAAACCAAGAUCUCUUCCUCCGAACUCCACCUCGAACGCCGACCUUGCUGCCGGCGUUAUCUACAGCUUUGUGAAUUCCCUUGAAUUCCUCAAUUUCCCCGACUUUUCGACCCCUCAAAUCAAGCAGGUUGGAGGAAUCGGGAUGCCCAAAGCCGAGAAAAUUGACGCCUUCCUGCAGCCGAUCUUUGAGAAGGCCAAGAAAGGAGUUGUUUGGCUCUCGUUCGGCUCCAUUGUGAAUACGAAACAGAUGAGUCCAGCGAUUCGUGGCGCCUUUAUCUCAGCUUUUUCGCGAUUCAAGGAUUACCAAUUUUUAUGGCAGAUGGAAAAUGCGGAUGAUCCGGAGAUUAAGGCAAGUUUGGUUUGAAUUUAAAUUAAGUUAUCUUAUUGCAGUCUAUUUUCGAAGCUAUUCCUAAUAUACAUGUGGCGAAAUGGGUCAAUCAACCCGCCCUAUUGGCCCAUCCCAAGACAAAAGCGAUGAUUUCUCAUGGUGGAAUCACCGGCUUAUUCGAAGCCAUUAACUUCGGAGUCCCAUUGAUCUCAGUCCCAAUGUUUAUGGAUCAGAAGCGAACGGCAGCGCUUACAAAAUACCACGGAAUCGGAGUUAUAUUGGAUAAAUAUACACUGACGGCGGACAGCAUUUCUGAAGCGCUGAAAGCAGUGUUGGAGAAUCCAAGGUAGGAUAACGACACAUCGCGUACAAAUGUAAUUGGCAUUUUUAGCUACAAAGAGAACAUCCUCAGAAAGCAGGCUAUGAUGAAGGACGCUCCUCAGCGAUCUGAACAAGUAUUUUUGGACGCUGUGAGCUACGCUACCAAAUAUGGCGACGAGCUGAAGAAGGUGAAUAUCCCGCCAAUGAGCUGGGUUCAGUACUUCUGUGUGGAUGCCGCCCUUUUUAUCUUCGCCGUGUUUGUGACAGCGCUAUGGGUAACAAUCUUUGCCGCGAGGAAACUGGGUACGGUUGUGGCCCGCCAGCUGGUGGCAAAUAAGAUGAAAUCAGAAAAAAUCGCAUAA